UGGCGGGGCCUGAGAGCCGCCCGGGCCCUCAGGAUGGAUGCCCUGGAGGAGAUCUGGGCCAACGGGACCACCUCGAGGCCCCCACACCCAGCCGCCAACAUCAGCGUGCCGCACCGCUGUCUGCUGCUGCUUUAUGAGGACAUCGGCACCUCUAGGGUUCGGUACUGGGAUCUCUUGCUGCUCAUCCCCAAUGUGCUUUUCUUCAUCUUCCUGCUCUGGAAGCUUCCGUUGGCCCGAGCCAAGAUCCGUGUCACCUCCAGCCCCAUUUUUAUCACCUUCUAUAUCCUGGUGUUCGUGGUGGCCCUGGUGGGCAUUGCCCGGGCCGUGGUGUCCAUGACCGUCAGCUCUUCGAAUGCUGCAACUGUUGCUGAUAAGAUCCUGUGGGAGAUCACUCGCUUCUUCCUGUUGGCCAUCGAGCUGAGUGUGGUCAUCCUGGGCCUUGCCUUUGGUCACCUGGAGAGCAAGUCAAGCAUCAAGCGGGUGCUGGCCAUCACCACAGUGCUGUCCCUGGCCUACUCUGUCACCCAGGGGACACUGGAGAUCCUGUACCCCGAUGCCCACCUGUCUGCUGAGGACUUCAACAUCUACGGGCAUGGGGGGCGCCAGUUCUGGCUGGUCAGCUCCUGCUUCUUCUUCCUGGUCUACUCUCUGGUGGUCGUGCUCCCCAAGACCCCGCUGAAGGAGCGCAUCUCCCUGCCUUCGCGGAGGAGCUUCUAUGUGUACGCGGGCAUCCUGGCGCUGCUCAACCUGCUGCAGGGGCUGGGGAGUGCGCUGCUCUGCGCGGACAUCAUCGAGGGGCUCUGCUGUGUAGACGCCACCACGUUUCUCUACUUCAGCUUCUUCGCGCCUCUCAUCUACGUGGCCUUCCUGCGGGGCUUCUUCGGCUCGGAGCCCAAGAUCCUCUUUUCCUACAAAUGCCAAGUGGACGAGACCGAGGAGCCAGACAUGCACCUGCCCCAGCCCUAUGCCGUGGCCCGGCGGGAGGGCUUCGAGGCGGCGGGGGCGGCCAGCACCCAGUUUGACUCUGCCGGUGGGGUGGCCUACCUGGACGACGUCGCUUCCAUGCCCUGCCAUACCGGCAGCAUUAACAGCACGGACAGCGAGCGCUGGAAGGCCAUCAACGCGUGAUCGCGGCCGCCCCGGCCGCACGGCCUGCUAGGCCUGUGGAGAACAGACUGGAGAGGAGGUCUGGGAGCACAGAGUUCCUGGCGGAGGACCGUAGGGACGGGACCUUCUGUGGAGGCGGGCCCUGUCUGCCUCCAGCGUCUGGAGACCUCUGCCUGCCCUCCGGUCGCCCCAGGCCACCUCUGCUCUAGCUGCUCCCCUUUCUACCUGCUCUUGCCCUGCUCAGUGACGUGGCCCAGACUUUGACCUUCCAGGGCCAGGCCUGACUGGCUGGCUGAGGGCACGGCUCUCCAAAGCCUGGCACCGGAACUGCUCUGGCCCUCCUCGUCCUCUGUCCCGUCCCCAUGGCGCUUCGGCCUCUUCAAAGCCCACUUUGGCAGGUGGGCUGAAGUGUGUAUAUUUUCUUGAUCUAUUUUUUAAUAAAAAGCAAAGGAGCAGCAGGAGUCGCUGUGGAGGGGCUGCAGGAGCACUGGGCUGGUCCCUUUCAAGAGCCCGAAGUCCUCACUCUUAGGUCCUAGCACAUCUCCCCACCUCCUGAGCCCCGGGAGGCUCAGGGCUCCUUUGCACAGCCGAAGCACACUGGCCGGUGCUCAGGCCCUGGGUGGCUGCCGGGGAGUGGAGAGAAUGGGGCCCCAGCCUUUCCUGCCACGGGGCCCCUGUUUGAGUGGAGGAGACAGAUAAGGAAAGGAGAGCUCUGGUUACCCCUCUCCCGCCCCGCUGACGAGCAUGGGGUAGGGAAUGAGUCCUGCAGCUCCAUCCUUUUUGGGCCCCUUGUGCCAGCCUCUCCCUUUCCCGCACCCCAGUGUCACCGUCUGUGGAAUGGGUAGAAUGCCGGCUGCAGAGGUUUUCCUAAGGGUUGGGAGGCAGUAAGUGUGAGUUGCUGACCUGUGGGAUAGAAGAGUGAUGCUAACUGGGAUUGCUUCGAGCCGCAGGCUCGUGCCCUGCACACGGUAGGCACUCAGGAGAUCAGGUUCUGGGGGAUGACAUUUAUAAAGGCUGGAAAUGGGGCUAAGUCAGAACAAAGCCCUGAGCUGGUAAUUCAUGAACAGGAGAGGUUCCACGUGGCCACAUCGCUGCCCUCCAGGUUUGGCUUGGGAUGUGGGGGCAGCCAGAGGCAAGAGGGAGUGGUCAGUUUUAUGACCCCACUGUCAGAGGGAGCUCCAGUUCCAACGUGGCUGCGACUGCGGUGGCCAUGUCAGCUCCCGUGUCCAGGGCCCGAGGGCUGUCUCAGGGCCUGGACGCUGCCCCGUGAAAGGUACAGCCAGUGAGCUGGACUCCCACGCGGCCGGGGGACACCAGCUGCCAGGGGCUUCUCCCAAGUGUCCCGCUUUGCUGCAACCUCACAGCUUCUGCUGAGGCCUAUCA
Molecule: messenger RNA, 2490 nt
Organism: Talpa occidentalis (Iberian mole)
Lineage: Eukaryota; Metazoa; Chordata; Mammalia; Eulipotyphla; Talpidae
Gene: TPRA1
Product: transmembrane protein adipocyte associated 1
Exons: 11
Coding region: 34-1128 (364 amino acids)
Biological process (GO): G protein-coupled receptor signaling pathway
Cellular component (GO): plasma membrane
Molecular function (GO): G protein-coupled receptor activity
Source: RefSeq, a predicted model, not a curated record